AUGAGCCCCAGAAGGGCAAAACCGGUCGUGGGCUGUCGGAGAGUUUUCAGCAACCUUGUAAAGGAUGUGAUCAUCGAUCCUGUGCUGGGUCCUGAAAACUACCAAGCCAUGAGCCUAAACUUUUGCCGCGUGUAUGCAAAAAUAAGUGGCCCAGUGUUCGAAACUACCAAAGAAUUCAUUAUUCCCAUGCUGAUGAACCUUGAUAAGGAUCAAAGCACUCAUCUGACUGGAGUUUCUCCAGAACUCAUCACAGAUUUUAUCACUGGUCGGAAAACUGAAUACUGCCUUUUAAAUAAAUCUAAUCUACCGUCUGAUCUGAUCUACGUCCUUUUGUUUACCAUUCACAGCACUGGAAAGAUAUCCCAAUUCCGGUCAGACAUGGCUGACACGGUAGCUGUUCUUGCGAACAUGUGCAACGGAUGCUUUAACGUACGAAUUGAUUUCAGUGGAAGAAGUGACUCACUAGAACACGACUCGGCAGAACACGCAUUGUUUGAAAUAUCUACCAUAGGAAACCUCGCAUGUUCGAAUCACACCCAUCUGCAAAUCAAUUUGGUUUCCACGAGAGACUCAAUUGAAUCUCUCCUUCAUGAUAUUCUACAACAGAAUGUGCUGCACACAGGCCACCUCAUGUUUCAGUUGGCACGAUAUUCGAGGUAUCGCAGCACACUCGGUUUUAGAAUAUCAUAA
Molecule: messenger RNA, 690 nt
Organism: Opisthorchis viverrini
Lineage: Eukaryota; Metazoa; Platyhelminthes; Trematoda; Opisthorchiida; Opisthorchiidae
Exons: 5
Coding region: 1-690 (229 amino acids)
Source: RefSeq, a predicted model, not a curated record